Messenger RNA from Pocillopora damicornis (cauliflower coral), 1811 nucleotides. RefSeq lists its product as uncharacterized. Lineage: Eukaryota; Metazoa; Cnidaria; Anthozoa; Scleractinia; Pocilloporidae. The record is from RefSeq and is a predicted model, not a curated record.
AUGCUACGUGGAACGCAAGUUUGGUAGAAAUUUAGCCUCGAUUUCUCCGUUUGAGAUUACAAGGACGAUUACAUGUAACACGCUCCCUCCUUCGUGGGGGAGCUUGUUGCGUGCGAGUCCAAAGAAAGAGACUGGUGUCGAGGAUUGUUUCCUACGAAGGAGCUAUGAAGGUAAAAUACUUUUGAUAAUCACUUCUCUCUAUCGCGAUAAGAUAACUGAGAGAAAUGAAGCUGGCGUUUCCCCGACUCCAUGUGGAUACAUCUGCCACCACAGGGCUUAUUGAGUGGUACUGUCAACGACUGGGAAUGAGUGUGCUAAAAGAGAUGCGAAGCGAAACCGAUUUGAUACACUGGGUUGGUUUCGAAAAUAACCCGAAGUCGGCAUGUAUUGAGUUUCGAUCUCACUUUCAGCAAUCCAGUCCACCCAAGCUUUACGUACCCAAACCAUCUCAAGAUGUGUACUGGAAGAUUGGACUGUCUCUAGCUGAUGUGGACACUGCUCGGUCACAGCUUAUGAGCCACGGAGUCGAUGUAACUCAACCCAGACAGUUUCGAGACAUUGGCUACCUAUGUCACUUGAGCGACCCUUUUGGGUAUUCCAUAGAACUAUUGCAACGUGAUUUCCAAAGUAACUUCUGUUCUGAGCGGAUAAAAAGCUUUCUUAAUCCAACCUUCGCUCUACGUCAGCAAACACACGUGGGUCAAAUAACUCUUCGAGUCUCCGACAUCAAAGAAUCCCUCAGGUUCUACGAGUCUUCACUAGGCAUGAAACUUCUUUCAAGGCAAAACAUUCCAGACAUGUUUGAUCUUUAUUUCUUGGCUUGUACAGAUGAAAAACCACCAUCAGAUGACGUGAAUGCUGUAGAAAUCCGAGAGUGGCUUUGGAAAAGACCCUAUACGACCCUCGAGUUGCAGUACUGGACUGUAAAACGCUGCAACUUUAACAAUCCAGACUUGGACCGUCAAAGUGGCUUUGGCGCUCUUGUAUUCACUGUCGAUACACAACGAUUUGAAGAUCUGAAAACUAAUCAUGAUACUAUGGAAGAUGUCAGCCAAAAAUAUCCAGAAUAUCAGAGUAAUGUGCUUCAAUGUAUCGACCCUGAUGGCACACGCGUGUUGUUCAUUCAACAAUGAUUGUCACUUACAGAAAUAAUCCUCUCGACCAUUUUUAACUCUAAGUAACAAGUAUUGCAUUACAAGAAAGACACUUGUUUGACUUCAAACUCGCUUUAAAGACUUCAAACUUUACCACAUUUUAUUGAUCAAUCGUAUUUUAUACUUCUUAAGAGCCAAAUUUGGCUGGUAAACAUAAAUUACAUUCCGCCACUUGACCAGAGUCCUUGAAACUCAAAAGGCCGUUUUGAUUUUUUUGUAUAGAAGUGUUUCCUAUGGCUUUAUCAGCAUUAUUGGAGAGCUGGCAGAAAAAAAUAUAUUUGCAGUAACGGGUUAGUGGUAGAGAGCUUGGUAUAUAAUCUGUAGAAUCAAUCAUUAGCUUUUGGAAGACAUAAUCAAGUGGACUUAUUAGUUCUCACACUGAUAUAAGUUUAGUUUGCUUCAAAGUCCUCUUUGGUUCAUAUACAUUUUGUGUGGGAAAUAAAUUAAUAAAAGGAAACUGUAGUUACCAAUCACUGGGUCCACAUUAAGUCAUCAUAGGAAACAGUUGCAAGAAUAAAUUAGAAACCCCCACUAUCUUGAUGAAAUCAAAUUAAUCAGCUUUCCCAGAAUUAAUGACUGAUAACAAAACUAAUACAGACCACUGCACCUACUUACAAGUAACCUGAGGCUGUGUUAGUAAUAAAAUACAUUAUUUGA